Parathielavia appendiculata is the source of this 228-nucleotide messenger RNA. RefSeq lists its product as uncharacterized. The transcript has 3 exons. Gene Ontology annotation, biological process: proton motive force-driven ATP synthesis. Bases 1 to 228 code for a protein of 75 amino acids. The record is from RefSeq and is a predicted model, not a curated record. NCBI's taxonomy places the organism in Eukaryota, Fungi, Ascomycota, Sordariomycetes, Sordariales, Chaetomiaceae.
AUGGUUCAGAAGUACAACAUCUUUGGCACCCAGGUUGGGUCUCACUACCUGGCGAUGGGUGUUCUCGGCGGAUUGUUCGGCGGUGUCUAUGCCAUGGUCGGCGGCAGCAAGGCGAAGCCCGCCACUCCCCCAAUCAACGCUUCCAGCCCCGACGAGGCCGACUUCAUCAAGAAGUUCAUGGAGCAGGCAGAAGCGGACGAGAAGAAGGCGGGCGCGACAAAGCACUAG